GCCAGUGAACAAGUCGUUUUCAAAGUCACAUGAUUGAAGCUGGACGAGUAAACGGAGAGUUGUGACCACAGAGCUUCACUCUCAGCGUUGCUCAACAAAAACCCUCUGAUAAACACAACACACGAACAAAGCUAUUCUCCUCCCGAAAAAAAGCAGACUUUUCUCUCUCUUUUUUUUGCGGGGGUGGAUUUUAAUGAAGGAUAAAAAAACAUUUCUUGAGAAUUUUGGUUACAAUACCAUUGAAAGACAAGCCAGCCUCUGUUUUUUUUUCAGGGCCACAAACCGGACCGGUCUGGACCACCCACAUGGGGUGUAACACAACCCAGUGGCCUGUAGCGUAUUCUAGGUAGUUUCACCGGUGGCAGUGACCCUCCUGGGAUGUUACGGAAGAGCAGUGACACUGGAGGAGGAAGAGGAGGAGGAGGAGAGAGUAAUACUAAACAGAACAAACAGCAUCGCUCCAGCUCCACCCAGGGCCUGUCUCGCUUCUCCAACCCCGACACAGGGUCACCGUCGACUGGGUCGACAAAGACCUGGGACAUGGGCCGGAGCUCCAGGCCUCCUCUGGGGAGUGUGGGGCUGGGGUUCACCGUGGCAGGAGCGCCGGGGGCGGAUCCGGACUACGUCAUGCAGCUGUUGAACGACGUGCGGAGGUUUGCAGACGUGCUGCUCAGCCUUAAAGAAACCUGCCACUCUAAAGAGUCCCAUGAUGCUCUCCCUCAGCGGGUACAGGAGAGGUUGGGAGAGCUGCUACGAGUUCUCAAGUCUGUCAUCGGCAAACACCACACCCUCAACUCUGUAGACAUCCUCAGGGCCGCGGGCACCGUCAUCGCUAAGGUCAAAGGCAUUAACGUCAAGGAGGUAAACCAGGAAAACAAAACCGCUAUAUUUGGCGAGAUAUACGCGUCCAUUGACACUUUGGCAUUCACAUUUGGCAAUGUAGUGUCUGACUUUCUUAUGGGAGAUGUGGACAGCCAAUCAGGGUUGGGGAUCCCACCGACCAGGAGAAGCAGGUCUUCUGAGAAUCUCUCUGUGGAUUCUGGGAGAUGUGUUCCAGAGAAGGAUACUGGGUGGAAGAAUGACCUAGUGGGCCCAGAGGUGGUGCUGUCUGAGGAGGAGGAGGAGGAGGAUGUUGACCUGACGCUGCAGAAGAACGACAGCGGGGUGGAGUCGGCUCUGCUCUAUGCCAAGGCCUGGUCUAAGUACACCAAAGAUCUGCUGGCCUGGGUCGACAAACGCCUGGGACUGGACAUCGAAUGUGCCAAGAGCUGUGCCAAAAUGGCAGAAUCUGCAAAGAUGCUUGCGAGUCAACAGGACUACAUGCCAUUCAGGGAGACCUAUAUCUCUACGUUUAAGAAUGACACAGAGUACAGCCAACUCCUCCUGCAGACUGCCACUGCCCUGCAGACCAACAAAUUCAUUCAGCCGCUGUUGUCCAGAAGGACUGAGCUGGACAAACUGAGGAAAGACCUCAACGAGCAGUGGCAGAGAGAACAGAAGAAAAUGCAAGAGUCCGAGGCGGCGCUGCGUAAGGCCCAGUGGGCCCAGACCCAGAGGACAGACGAGUACCAGAAGGCCCAGUCGUCAGCCAGCCGCUCCCAGGAGGAACAGCCCAGACAGCUGGACAAGAAGAGGAAACUGGAGGAGGAGGCUCUACAGAAGGCUGAGGAUGCGAGGGACCACUACAGAUCCUGUGUAGCUGAUGCAGGAGCCAGGAGGGCAGAGCUGGCCAGCACCAAGACAGACAUCCUCACUCAGAUCAGAGAACUGCUGGCUCAGUGUGACCUCACACUCAAAGCUGUGACCGUCAACUGGCUCCAGCUGCAGCAGGCCCAGACCGUGCCUCUCCCCGGCCACUACCAGGCCCUGUGUGAAAACGCGAAGAUGUACGAGCCUGGACAGAAAUACGCAGAGUUUGUCAGAAAUCUACCCAAAGAUCAGAUACACAUGGAGUCCUUCUCCGUUGACGGACGGUUUGCUUUGUUCAGCAAGCGUUCGCUGGGCAGCACGAGUUCCCAUGGUAACUUGUCCCAGGUGUCCCUGACCUCCGAUGACGUCCUGAGUGGGGACGAGGUGGACAGUCCCCUGGGGUCGAGACCUGGGAAGAGGUCCAACAGCGCCACAGACAUACAAGGUGACUUUAAACGCAGACUACCCAGAACCCCCUCCACUGGCACCAUGUCCUCAGCAGACGACCUGGACGAGAGACAACCAUACUCAGACAACGGUCUGGGUGAGAUAGUGACCGAGGCAGACGGUUCCCCUGGUCCGUUUCGUAACGCCCAGAUGUCCAAGGCGUCUCAGACACACAAGCUGAGGAAACUCAGAGCGCCGUCUAAGUGCAGGGAGUGUGACAGUCUGGUGGUUUUCCACGGAGCAGAAUGUGAAGAGUGCUCCCUGGCCUGUCAUAAGAAGUGUCUGGAGACCCUGGCCAUCCAGUGUGGUCAUAAGAGGCUGCAGGGAAGACUACAGCUGUUUGGGAUAGACUUCAUCCAGGCAGCGAAGAACAGCCCAGAUGGGAUCCCCUUCAUCAUCAGGAAGUGUACCUCUGAGAUCGAGGGCAGAGCACUCAACCUCAAGGGAAUCUAUCGUGUGAACGGGGCGAAGUCUCGUGUGGAGAAGCUGUGUCAGGCGUUUGAGAACGGCAAGGACCUGGUUGAGCUCUCUGACCUCUCACCCCACGACAUCGGCAACGUGCUCAAACUCUACCUGAGACAGUUACCAGAGCCGUUGAUCCUGUACCGUUACUAUAAUGACUUCAUCGGAUUGGCCAAGGCGAGCCAGAGGGUGAUCAUCGAAGAGAAGGCUGUAGCCAGGGCCCUCCAGGACCAGGGGCGGCCAGGGGGAGAACAACCCCUACCAGGAGGCACCCAGCCUGGUGUAGAGGGAGAGCAGCCUCCCCUGAGAACCAGCCAGCCUGGAGGAGACCAGCCCAGUAUCAAACUCAAUAGAGUCAUCUUUAAGAUUAGAGACCUGUUACGACAGCUACCGCCUGCAAACUACAAGACUCUACGCUUCCUCAUCGCACACCUACACAGAGUGACAGAGCAGGCGGAGGAAAACAAGAUGACAGCCAGUAAUCUGGGUAUUAUUUUCGGCCCUACGCUGGUCAAACCACGACAGACUGAUGCAGAGGUUUCCCUGUCUUCUCUGGUUGAUUACCCUUACCAGUCACUGAUGGUGGAGUUGCUGGUACGUCACUUCCAGAUGAUCUUUGACGUGGCCAGCCCCGUCUCCUCCAUGGCGGACCAGACCUCCACCCGACUCACCCUUCAGGAGGAGCAGAGACUCAGCCUUCGCUCCGUCUCCCUCCUCGACAUCAAGGAGAGCACCAAAGUCUGCAAGAGACACUCGUCGGUCAUCCCAUCCUCUCAUAUCCUGGAUGAGGAGAAGACAGGAAGGACUGGACCAGACAGGAGAGAGUUAACAGCCCUGGAGAGGCUCAACGGCGUCGGCUCUGCUGCUGCUGGUGCUCCCAAGGUGCAGAGGUCUACCCUUGUGUUUGGCCGUCCCAGCAUCAAUCUCUCCUCCUCUACCUCCUCUACGGCCCCUCGGGUCCAACUUCGCUCCCAGCGCUCGAGAAUACUGUUCCGACCAAUCAGCAUGCCCUUGGAGCGCCUGCCCCUCCCCACCCCCUCCCAGGUCGUUGAGACGAACAACCAGAACACCAACGACGCCGCCAUGUUGGAUCCCACCGCUGACUCCAUCACGGAGUCGGCCGAGCCGGAGAAGGAAACGCCUCGGAUUGGUGAGGGGUCAAGGGUCAGUACCUACUUUAUCACACCCUUCAAUCCCCAGGCCGUGCAGCGUAGGACCUGGGACAGAAAGUACAAACACUAUGAUGUCACGCCGCGCACCGCCAUGAUCAUGGCUAAUUUACCGCCUGCCGGUGCUGGCCCCGGAACACAGCCGACGAUGCCGACACAACCAUCCGUAUCUGGGCCGACUAGCUCUGCUCUCCCAUCCAGUGGAAGUGUCGGCACCAUAUUCACCAACAGCCCUUACAUGUUAUCGGGGAAGGCUGGCCAGACGUCCAGAAGAGACAGAGAGGAGACAAAGGACAGGCCUAACUCUGCUGCUGGAGGUGGUGGGGAGACUAGAACCUCUACCAACUCCCCCAUAGCGUUCAGACAACCAAGGAAUCUGCAGCCUCCGCCCGGAACCUUCUACAAGCCUCCUGGUGGUUCUUCAGCCACAAGAGGGUGGCCAUCAUCAAGUACCUCUGGGACCACUAGCCCCAUCAAUAUGUCCCCAACCCCUACUGUUAAAACCUCUUCCCCGACCACCUCUACUGUUAAAACCUCUUCCCCGACCUCUCCUACUGUUAAAACCUCUUCCCCGACCAUCUCUACUGUUAAAACCUCUUCUCCUACUGUUAAAACCUCUUCCCCGACCUCUCCUACUGUUAAAACCUCUUCCCCGACCUCUCCUACUGUUAAAACCUCUUCCCCGACCUCUCCUACUGUUAAAACCUCUUCCCUGACCUCUCCUACUGUUAAAACCUCUUCCCCGACCUCUCCUACUGUUAAAACCUCUUCCCUGACCUCUCCUACUGUUAAAACCUCUUCCCCGACCUCUCCUACUGUUAAAACCUCUUCCCCGACCUCUCCUACUGUUAAAACCUCUUCCCCGACUUCUCCUACUGCUCUCCUCCUCCUCGCUUCCUCCCAUUCCUCCACCAUUACUUCCUCCACUACCCCUAUGGUUACCACCGCCACCCUUCAGACCUCAAACCUCCCCAUACACUGUCCACAGGACUCAGUGGACAGCUCUGUUAGUGUUGACCCUGAGGUUGAGACCUCCGCUGACCUUCUACCUCCCCGGUCCCCUCCCCCCAGCAGCCCAGAGGACCUCAGCCCCACUGAGGCCAAACCGCUGCACCAAAGAUUGAGACCCCGGCCCAAACCCAGCGCUCCCGGCGAGGCCCACUUUGUCUGAACCGUGAUGUCAUCGCACACAGCUGGGGAAACAGAAAACAACAACAACAACAGCCAGCAACAGCAUUGGCCAAGACUUCCAAUGAUAAUGGCCACGUUCCUGCCCGACGACGCACAGUCCGUGACGUGGCACACCACCAUAGGCAGGCAUUACUUUACAUCAACCAAUCUCUUUCCUCCCUUUGCGUGGCUCUAGGGAAACAGAGGUGGUUUGUUGGGGGGGGAAACCCCAACAGUGCGCCGUAUUGAAUUACUGUUGAAGUCUGUAAGCAGGAAGUCUCCCCACUGUGGAUGAUGUCAUAUUGCCGUGUCUCCUUCUUCUACAGCCCAAAUAAAACAGUUUUUAUAUA
Oncorhynchus kisutch (coho salmon) is the source of this 5287-nucleotide messenger RNA. RefSeq names its product rho GTPase-activating protein 29. NCBI's taxonomy places the organism in Eukaryota, Metazoa, Chordata, Actinopteri, Salmoniformes, Salmonidae. Gene Ontology annotation, cellular component: cytoplasm. The transcript is spliced from 24 exons. Bases 379 to 4938 code for a protein of 1519 amino acids. Gene Ontology annotation, molecular function: GTPase activator activity. Gene Ontology annotation, biological process: activation of GTPase activity; signal transduction. The record is from RefSeq and is a predicted model, not a curated record.